Molecule: messenger RNA, 372 nt
Organism: Aricia agestis (brown argus)
Lineage: Eukaryota; Metazoa; Arthropoda; Insecta; Lepidoptera; Lycaenidae
Product: cuticle protein 8-like
Exons: 3
Coding region: 1-372 (123 amino acids)
Cellular component (GO): extracellular matrix
Source: RefSeq, a predicted model, not a curated record
AUGUUUGCCUCAGUCUUAGCAAUUGGAGCUCUAUUGGGUGGAGCCACCGCUGGUCUUCUAGGCCAAGCCAACUAUGGCGGCGCUGUAGGAUUUGGUCAGCUGGGUGGCGCUUACGGCUACUCGUCGCCCCUGGCUUCCCAGCUCGCUUACUCGGGUCAGUUCGGAUAUGGUGGUCAAUACACCGGGGCUAUCGGUAACUAUGCCCGUCCUCAAUAUGACUUCUCCUACUCCGUUUCGGACCCCCACACCGGCGACCACAAGUUGCAGCAAGAGACCAGAGACGGCGACGCCGUGCACGGCUCCUACUCGCUGCUGCAGCCCGACGGCUCCGUGCGCAGCGUGCACUACACCGCCGAUGACCACCGCGGAUAA